AUGUAUGCAGUGCCAGAUGGAACUGGGGCCACUUUGAUGGACACAAUCCAGACCUGCAUCGAUCCCGACUCAAUCAUCAUCUCCGAUGUUUGGUCAUCAUACCAAGGAAUUGAAACGAUGAUUGACAUGAACUAUACUCAUGAAACGGUUAAUCAUACCGUAAACUUUGUGGAUCCAACGACUGAAGCUCACACACAAACCAUCGAAUCUGCUUGGCGCGUCUACAAGAUGCUGCAUAAACGCGGCACACAGCGAUCUUUAUUGGACAGCUACUUGUUGCAAUCAUAA
Molecule: messenger RNA, 288 nt
Organism: Opisthorchis viverrini
Lineage: Eukaryota; Metazoa; Platyhelminthes; Trematoda; Opisthorchiida; Opisthorchiidae
Exons: 2
Coding region: 1-288 (95 amino acids)
Source: RefSeq, a predicted model, not a curated record